CAAGUGCAUCACUUCGAGCAAGUCCUUCGAAGAAGCUCGUCUAGUUCGGGAAGUGCCGAUGCCCUCCGGCAGUUCUCCGGUUCACUUAGCGGUCUGGCUCUCGGGCCACCUGAUUUCCUGAAAGCCAGCGUCCGCGUCAAGACAGACUACCUCCACUCGACUCGUCCUUGGGCGUGGGUGCUCCCUUGACCCCUCCCUCUCUCUGGAUGUCGUCUACUUUAGCCAAGUACGAGUCAUUCCUCAUCAAUAAUGUCUCCACUAUCUCCACCCUCGAAUCGACCCUAAGGUCUGUUACUUGGUUCCUCCCAGGCAGAUUCAAGGAUGCCGAGCUUGCGUCGGAGUCUGUGUCUGCCCUACUCAAUGUAACCAGCCUCUAUCAUGAUACUCUCCUUGCCCGGAUAGUCCAGAAUGAUUCAAAGUGGAAGCCCAUACUUCCCGUUCCCUUGCACACUCGCUACGCCCGUGCAUGGUGCGACAAGGAUAGCGCAUAUAAGUGGAUUGCAAGAACACUUGAGCUUCUCAAAUAUACGCAACUUCUUGUGGAAAUGGGCCUUCGUAGGAAGACUUCUGAUAAAACACGCUGGAGAGGGAUCAUUCUGUUGGAAACUAUCAAAGCAUUGCUUCGCUUUGCCCUCUUGAGAAUAACCCGCCGCCCCCUACUGUCGCCUGCCGUUCCCGAGCGAGACUUCGACCCAUCCACUCUCCCUCCCAAGUCUACCCUAUCUUCCCCUACCCUCGUCACCGAGAGCCUCCCGAGCUCCAUGCCCUCUACGCCCGAACAUUUGAAGAACAACCACGUCCCCCUACCUCUCAGCCCUAGUCCAUUGCUAGUCACCCCUCCCCCUCCAUCGCGUUCCGACUCCUCGGUUGAAGAUUACCUCCUCCCCAAGGCGCUCACAACUUCCUCAGUCAGACCUCCCCUUUCCCUAGUCAACAAACUUGCUACCCCUCAAGAUUGGCUAGCUGAAGCAAUCUAUAUUUUACGGCCAUUGAUCUACGCGAGUUUACUGGCUUCUGGACGGUUUAAGAACCGUGCUCUUGUGUCGGCGUUUGCACUGGAACUAGCUUCCCGGAAUAUGCGCCGCACACCCGCUCCUUCGGCUACUCUUGAACAGAAUGAGUACAGCCGCCGAGAUAAGGACAUGUUAUGGUACCUCCUACGGGGCUCAGUAUGGGACAACUACACUCGUCCCAAGUUAGAGCAGUUUACAAACAAGACCGCUCAAACUCCUAUCUUUGGCCUCUUUAGUGCCAUUGUUUCCGAUUGGAUACCUCUGAUUGACGAUUAUUAUUAUUACACUGCUCCAUAAUUUUUUUACUUAUUGGUGAUCAUUGGCCCUAUGCAAUACGAUAUGUG
This is a messenger RNA of Coniophora puteana RWD-64-598 SS2, 1357 nucleotides long. RefSeq names its product peroxisomal membrane protein PEX16. NCBI's taxonomy places the organism in Eukaryota, Fungi, Basidiomycota, Agaricomycetes, Boletales, Coniophoraceae. Gene Ontology annotation, cellular component: peroxisomal membrane. Gene Ontology annotation, biological process: peroxisome organization. The record is from RefSeq and is a predicted model, not a curated record. Bases 207 to 1310 code for a protein of 367 amino acids. The transcript is spliced from 6 exons.